Penicillium pulvis is the source of this 777-nucleotide messenger RNA. RefSeq names its product WD40 repeat domain-containing protein. Gene Ontology annotation, molecular function: protein binding. The record is from RefSeq and is a predicted model, not a curated record. Bases 1 to 777 code for a protein of 258 amino acids. Lineage: Eukaryota; Fungi; Ascomycota; Eurotiomycetes; Eurotiales; Aspergillaceae. The transcript has 3 exons.
AUGAACGAGCUUGGAAGUGCAGUUUACUCAGUUGCAUUCUCCCAUGGCUCUGGACUUCUCGCCUCCUUGGGUCAGAAUAUAAAGCUGUGGAAGACUAGCACCUGGGAAUGCCUACAUACCCUUGUUGACAGUACUACUCUCAUUUGCCUGAAUUCAGUCAAAUUUUCUCAUGAUUCCAAGCUACUUGCCUCGGACUCAUCUGACGAUGUUCUUAUAUUAUGGGACACUAGCAGCGGAAAGCAGGUUCGGACUUUGAGUGGUCAUCAAAGUACCGUUAUCUCUGUCGCCUUUUCACAUGAUUCCAAUCCUCGCGUCGUUGGAUUAUGGGAUACCACUAGCGGUCAGCACCUGAACAAUUUCAAGAGCCACUGUCACGCUAGUCCUAUAUCUUCCGAUGAUUCCGAGCUUCUUGCAUCAGUUUCGGGCAGAAAUCACUACUACGUUAAAGUAUGGGACGCUCGUGACGGACAAUGCCUACAGAAAAUCAAAGCCUGGAACUCCAGCCUUUACAACUCAAGGCUUGUAUCUAAAGUCACACAUCUUAACCCACAUUCAAGCGAUCGUAUUGCGCGGGUGUGGGAGCCCCACAACUUGGAAUGCUGGCAAGGCAUAGUGGCUAAAAUGGGGGUGAAGCAAUGCUUCUUGGAUAAUCCAAAUCCGAAGUCACUCGAUGGCACUAGUCUGGAAUUGGUGAUGGUGAAUGAAUUACUUGGAACUCAGAAUACUUGCUAUGGUUACCACCAGAUUACCGACCAGCUGAUUCAAGUUCCACUGUGA